Messenger RNA from Corylus avellana, 789 nucleotides. RefSeq names its product small ribosomal subunit protein uS11x. Gene Ontology annotation, molecular function: structural constituent of ribosome. Gene Ontology annotation, biological process: translation. The record is from RefSeq and is a predicted model, not a curated record. Lineage: Eukaryota; Viridiplantae; Streptophyta; Magnoliopsida; Fagales; Betulaceae. Gene Ontology annotation, cellular component: ribosome.
AUAAAAUGGCAAUGAUACACGUCGGCUCUCCUACCAGCUAGGGUUUCCGAAGGCCGAGCAGCGUCAGUGUUCGCGAUACACCUAACUUCCAUUUGCUCAUCGCAGCCAUGUCAAGAAGGAAAACCAGGGAGCCCAAAGAAGAAAAUGUUACACUAGGACCCGCUACACGUGAAGGAGAGCAGGUUUUUGGUGUGGCCCACAUUUUUGCCUCGUUCAAUGACACAUUCAUUCAUGUGACUGACUUGUCUGGAGGGGAAACACUUGUUCGCAUUACUGGUGGCAUGAAGGUGAAAGCUGAUAGAGAUGAAUCAUCACCAUAUGCAGCUAUGCUUGCAGCACAGGAUGUUUCUCAAAGAUGCAAGGAACUUGGCAUUACUGCUCUACAUAUAAAACUGCGGGCUACUGGAGGGAACAAGACUAAGACUCCUGGUCCAGGUGCCCAGUCAGCACUUAGAGCCCUUGCUCGUUCAGGCAUGAAAAUUGGCCGCAUAGAGGAUGUGACCCCAAUUCCUAGCGACAGUACUCGUAGAAAGGGCGGCAGAAGGGGGAGAAGGUUGUGAUUCUUUCCAUGUCAGAUCAAGCCGAAUCAGCUGCUAUCUUUGCUUGGACUUCUUCAGUCUAGAUGCAACCAUGUUAUCUUCCUUUUGAGAACAAUACUUGUAGUUUUGAAUUUUGUUAGGUUGAGAUCUGAUCAUUUAAUUGAAACAAAAUAUGUUUUUUAUGGGCUACUUUUAAUAUUUCGCUUGUGAUCUUCUGAAGCCAAGUUGGAUAUGGAACUUAAUUUGUGAU